CAUGCUGCAUUCUUCAGCGACUGCAUAAACUUCAAGCGUGCUUCAUACGGUCAUACCCAAAGGCCAAAGGCGACACAUCACUGCCUGCACACUGUGACAGAAAUGGAUUCACACUCACUCGUCGUGGGAAUCGAUUUGGGAACGAGUUAUUCUGCGGUUGCGAUAUAUCUCAACGGGAAAGUGCAGAUUAUUGACAACGAGUUUGGCCAACGAAUGACACCAAGUUGUGUGGCAUUCGAAGAGGGUCACUUUAUUGCCGGUAAAGAAGCGCGCGAUAGCAGUUCGGCCAAACCAGUAAGUACUAUUUUCGCAACCAAGCGAAUCAUCGGGAGAACAUUCGACAAUCCCGACGUACAAGAAUAUAUGCUGAAAUGGCCGUUACGCAUAGCAAAUUCCAGCGACGGCCUUCCGGAAUUCGAAAUCAAAGGUAGUUAUGGGACUCAACGUUUCUCUCCAACCGUUAUAACCUCAUUCAUUCUUAGAAAAAUGAGAAAUAUCGUUGAAAGAUAUCUGGGAGACCAAAAAUACCAGUUUGAUAAAUUAAAAGCUAUGAUAACAGUGCCAGCGUCUUUCACUGAUUCGCAGCGCAGAGCAACGAAACUGGCAGCAGAAAUGAGCGGAUUCGAUAUUCUGGCUGUUGUCAACGAACCGACAGCCGCAGCCAUUGCGUACGGAUUCAACCGGUCAGAAACUAGCGAAACCAUUCUGGUGGUCGAUCUUGGUGGUGGAAAACUAGAUGUGUCAAUCAUACGAGUUACCGAAGGAAGAAAGUUUGAAGUGCUAUCAACAACAGGCAUUCCGAAUCUCGGUGGCGAGGAUUUCGAUGAAAGACUGGUACAAAACAUUAUAGCAGAGUUUGAGGGGACAUACGGCGCGAAUGUCGAUCGUCGAGGCGAAGGGGUGGCUCGGUUACGACUGCGCGUCGAAGAAAUCAAGCGUGGCUUGGACAAACCAGAUACAAAGUUGUCGGUACAUCUGGAAGCUUUUGACGGUAAACGGAGUUUGACAACAACGGUGACGACGGCUUUGUUCAGUGCCCUGUGCAGUGAUCUGUUUGUGAAGAUUCUCGAGCCAAUCGACGAAGCGUUGCGACGUGCUGGCUUGAAGAAACCCGGUAUUGACACUAUCGUGUUGUCGGGCAGCGGCUCACGCGUUCCCAAAAUCCAUAGUUUAAUUAUGGACCAUAUCAAUUAUCCAGUUCGUGCGAAAGUAGUUAAGCUUGCUCCAGGAUUUGCCGCAGGUGGCGCUGCAGUGCUUGCGCAUCAUUUCGCCAAGGUCGAUCAAGAUUUGAUGAGCGAUGACCUCCAACUUGAGUUACACGAAACGUCCUCGUACUGUAUAGGAGUGGAAGACCCGGACGGGUUUAUGGUCCCGCUCAUUCCACAGAACACGAGAAUCCCGAUGCAGAGGACAUUUACCAAACAACGGUUUGCAACGCAGGUCGACGGAACGUUAAAGGAAAAUAUCGACAUCUUUGAGGGUGAUGAACCCGUGGCCCGGAUGAACCGGGUAGUUGGAUACUUUCCUGUAAGAGCAUUUGCAAAAGACCAAUUUGGAAUGGUGGACAUUAACGUGACCUUUGAGUUCGAUCGCUCUGGUAUACUCCGUGUCAUCGCGCUGGAUAAUCGAACCGACAAAUUAAUUCCUAUGAGGCAGCAUGGGAUAUUCGUACAAGAGCUCGAAGAUGAACACCCAGUCGAUCAGUUUCACCAGCAUGAAAGAUCUGCGGUAAUCGCACAUUUGGCCGAUAUUUCCGAGCCGCAGCUUUCAGCAACGCACCCUGCGGAACCAGUGACCGAUUUUACGAAUUGUCCAGCAGAAAACAAAACUCAAGAAGCUUUGAAAAACGCAGAACAGAUAAUAACAGAAGUGAAUCUAGUAGAGACCAUGUCACAACUAGGAUUACACAAUGUCACGCAGCCACUAGAAGACGGAGAAGGGUCACCUACCACAUCGAAAAUUUUCACUCAAAGUAAAAGUUUACUGCGCAGAGAGGAGAGCAUGAUUCUAGGUACUUUAGUGGAGAGGGUGGAGAAAAGCCAGACCGAUCUACUAGUCCUGUUCAAAGAUUGUCACUUCUUAUUGUUAAAUGGUGAUAACCGGGAAGACCUGAUUUCCUGCUCCGUCACUUAUACGUUCACGACAGAUAUCUCAGAGCUAUCGAUACUGAAUGUUAGCGACUACGGUAGAGGCAAAUUCAAGCGAGCUAGAAUUUUAAAAACCGGCCUGGAAAUCCGCCCGUUCUCCUCGUGGCUACAAGAAGGCAUCAGCAUGCAGAUAUCUUUUGCGAAGAAAAUACCAUCGACCAAAUGGCACAAAGCCGACGGCAAUCAGCCUUCCGGUUAUGAGAUUCCCUGGUCCGCAGAUAUCUGUGUAGAACAUGUUCCAGACGAAUGCAUCCUCCAGUCAGUUCGCCUUUCGUUUAUUAACCCGGAAGGACAGGGAAGUCCGAUAACUGAAAUAAACGCACAGAAUGACUCAGACCUGUCCCGCGUAAACGAGAAACUGCUGAACAUUAAAGGUCAAACAUACUGCGAAUCCAGUGAAGAACUCGGUGUCUUCCGCAAAGCGUAUUGCUACGUCCAGAUGUUAGUGCCGGUACGGAAAAUUGUUCGGCAACAGUUCAGCCAGCUCAGACAACCAUAUGGAACUAAUCUCCCAGCGAUGUCAACACAUUGUUAUAAGGGACCCGAUAAUGUGACCUUGCGAAAUAAUGAAUUCAGUAUUGACGUCAACCGCGCAUCCUUAAUAAAUGUAUCCGCAAAAACCGCGCAAAUUUUCGCUGAUAAAAGCAUCGGAAAAGUCGGUGUGUUUUAUCUGGAUAUCACCAAGGAAGCGAUCUUAGCAGUGUUGCACGCUGCAAUCGGUGAUGUCAAGUCUUUCGCGCUGGAUCCGUAUUCCAUCCCUCCACGACUAAUCUACGAACUGCUGUUUAUUUCAACAGCAUGGGACAUUAGUCAUCUAAAACUGUGGUCUCAGCUGGCACUUGUGGAGCGAAUAGCUACUCCUGGCUUCGAUCUGAAUUCCAUUCCUAUGUCCGAUUCAGUGGAGUUCAUAUGGAGCAGCUACGAUUUCACCGGUACGAAUGUCGUUUUAUCGGCACUGGUGUUAGUGCUGCGUAGCAUGGACUGCAAUGAAGCGCGGUGGUUACUCAACGAACUCUUCGAUUCCGAGAACGAAGCGCACAUAAAGACACUGAAGAAUGCGACCGAAGCAGCUGGCAAUAUAACUUCGCAAAUCGUUGUUUUCGUUAAAAUGCCAUCGGAAGAAAUGGUCAUUUUGAAAGUGGAUGGAAGAGAUACUGUUGGACGUGUUAAGGCUCUUAUUGCAGCGGAAGAGGAUUUGCCUAUUGACCAACAACGGAUUUUGUUUUAUGGUAGAACGCUGGACGAAGAUUCGAGUCUGACCGAAAACAACGUGCAAAAUGGUGCUGUACUGAAUCUGUUAAUUCGGAAGCAGUAACAUGGUUACAAAAUCACCGAUAAGAUAGUCUAUCAUCGCGCUCCCGAUUCAAUCCAAAAUUCCGAAUCGGCUGACGAAAGUACUCGUGUAUUUUCAAUACUGUAUUAAAUUUGUAUUACUUCGCGUUGUACCGAUUAUACGUUCGAUCGCAUUUUACAUGAGCAUGCAGAGGGAAGAUGGCUUUUGAAUGUUUAUUCGGUUUUGACUCCAUGUACUGUACCUAGUUCCUGUUAACGUUCAAGGUACCGAAGAGCAAGAAGUUAUAUAUGCACGGCCGAUUUAUUGCUGAGGAUGCUUUUUUUGACUUUUAUGACUUCAUCGUCGAUGUCGUCUCGGUUUAUAGUUUUAUUUAUUUACCCACAGUAAAACCCGCAAGAAAACGGCGCAUGCA
Paramacrobiotus metropolitanus is the source of this 3853-nucleotide messenger RNA. RefSeq lists its product as uncharacterized. Gene Ontology annotation, cellular component: cytoplasm. The record is from RefSeq and is a predicted model, not a curated record. Gene Ontology annotation, molecular function: ATP-dependent protein folding chaperone; ATP binding; heat shock protein binding. Gene Ontology annotation, biological process: cellular response to unfolded protein; protein refolding. NCBI's taxonomy places the organism in Eukaryota, Metazoa, Tardigrada, Eutardigrada, Parachela, Macrobiotidae. The coding region runs from base 103 to 3462 and encodes 1119 amino acids. The transcript has 3 exons.